Molecule: messenger RNA, 257 nt
Organism: Loa loa (African eye worm)
Lineage: Eukaryota; Metazoa; Nematoda; Chromadorea; Rhabditida; Onchocercidae
Exons: 3
Coding region: 6-257 (83 amino acids)
Source: RefSeq, a predicted model, not a curated record
UAGUGAUGGAUCAAAAUCCUAUAUUUCCAUCUUCUACUACCACAAUUGAAGCAACAGAAUUACAAAUGAAUCCUGCACUUACUGAUGGUGAAAAUAUAGCAUUGACUGAUAACAUCAAUUUAUCACAUGGCAUCCAUUCGCAUAUUCGAUCACAAAACGAGAAUGAGAUAAUCGUUGACACAAAUGCAAAAACAACAAAAAUUAGCAGCACAAUGGCAUCCAUUCGCAUAUUCGAUCACAAAACGAGAAUGAGAUAA